UUCAAACGCAGGAAAAUCUUUUUAAAUAUUUUUAAAGUUGGUGCAGAAAUGUGGCAGUUCCUGUUUUUAAUAAUGUUUGUUAACUUGCAUGCUAAAGAGACUAUAUUUUAUGAUACGUUUCGUGGAGAAAUUAUAAGCCAGGAAACUUUGAAACAACAUAUAAAGGCGAAUACAACAUUUUUUUGCACAAUAGAAAUCGAACCUUGUAACCCCAAUGAAGGUAGACGUCUAGACGGGUCCUGCAACAAUCUGCAGCAACCCUCGAGAGGUGCUGGCCGGUCGCCUUUCAAGAGGGUACUACCUGCGCACUACGGGAAAGGAUUUGAACCCAGACCGGCCCAGUCAGGCGAUCCUCUACCUCUAACCCGACGCGUGCGCACCACGUUAUUGCCCAGCGGCAUUCGUCCCGAUCAAACCUUCACUCAGCUAGCCACUCACUUCUUCGUGUUCAUAGCUUCAGAUGUCGUCAAUGUUCAAGAUACAAUAAACUACAUUCUAUGGAAGCCUUACUGCUGCCUCCCGAAAGGCAAGUCUGACCCAAUGUGCACCCCCAUAAGCGUUCCGAACGACGACCCUGUCCACAGGUUCUCGGAUAUAAGAUGUCUCAACCUGACUCGACCCAUCACCUAUCAGUCAAGUGGCUGCUUGAUGAAUGGCACCAUACCAGAACGAAUUAACGCAGCCACGCCACUAUUUGACUUAUCCAUCUUGUAUGGUAACACGAAAAAGAGUGUUCUAGAAAAAGCUAGACUGUUCUCAGGAGGGCUACUGAAAUAUGAGUUGGAAGAUAAUCGUGUGUGGCCCCCGAAAGCUCACACGAUGCCGAAUCUUUGUUUACUAAAUGAAGCACCUCAUGAGACUAGAUGCCAUAAUACAGCCGAAGAUGGAAUAAACACGCUUUUUGGUAUCAAUAUUGUUUCAAUUUGGUUUUGGCGUAACCAUAACAGAAUAGCUUCACAACUAGCAGCUAUAAACCCAUGCUGGGAUGACGAGAAGCUAUUUUAUACUGCGAGAGAUAUUAAUAUUGCUACAUAUGUGCAAAUAUUCUAUUAUGAAUUCCUGCCAAUAUUACUUGGUUGGGACAAUUUAAAGAAUGACUUUGUCCUAGCUUCUCAUCCAGGGUUCCGAGAUAUUUACAAUAGCAACGUAGUACCGCAAAUAUCGUUGGAGUUUCCUUAUAUACUCCGAUGGGCUCAUCUUAUGCAGGAAGGAAGACUCAAGAUGUACGAUCAAAGCGGACAUUACUUAAAGCAAAUACCAAUAGUGAACCUAACUUUACGAACGGGAUAUCUUGCUAUCGAUGAUAACAUUGAUCAUAUGACACAAGGAAGUUUUCGACAGGCCAGCGGUAAAGUUGACUAUGUGAUCGAUCCUGAUAUGGCUGACGUUGUCCUCGGACGGCACCAGCGUGCUUCGGACGUAGCUACAAGCGACUUGACUAAAGGAAGAUAUUUUGGUUUUCCUUCUUACAUAAAAUACCGAGAGUAUUGCUCCGGGUACAGGGAAAACUUGAACAGUUUUGAAGAUUUGGAUGAUUUAAUUGAUGCUGACAAAUUGGAACUCCUCAAAGAUAUUUAUAACGACGUAAAUGAUAUAGAACUUAUGGCUGGUGUGUGGGUGGAAAAACCAGUUAGGGGUGGUUACGCUCCUCCCACAUUCUACUGUUUGGUGGUGGAUCAGCUCAUAAGAAGCGUGGUAUCUGACAGACACUGGUACGAACGCCCGAAUCGACCAAAUGCCUUUACUCCAAGACAACUUCAUGAAAUAAGAAAAGCUACGAUUUCGCAGCUCUUAUGCGAUGUCGGUGAUAAAGUGACGCAAAUCCAGCGACAUGGAUUUAUACGUUCUGGUCCCACAAACCAAAUGGUCAUGUGCAAAGACAUCGUAAAAAUGGAUUUGACAGCCUGGAGAGACACGAGAUGCGGAAAUUGAUCACAAUUUUAAUAAGUCUUUUUUUUUUAAAUAAAUACCUACCAAUAAUAACUGCACUUAAGUUUCUGAAACAACGGUCGUAUGAGUACCUAAUCAUUUCCUGCAUAAAAACUGUAAACACAUGAAGGAUAUCUAUUAGGUACCUAUUUAAGUUCAUGUAUUAACUAAAAAGGAACUACAUACUUACUAGCGUUUGCCCGCGGCUUCGC
Leguminivora glycinivorella is the source of this 2141-nucleotide messenger RNA. Its product is annotated as peroxidase-like. Gene Ontology annotation, biological process: response to oxidative stress. NCBI's taxonomy places the organism in Eukaryota, Metazoa, Arthropoda, Insecta, Lepidoptera, Tortricidae. Gene Ontology annotation, molecular function: heme binding; peroxidase activity. The record is from RefSeq and is a predicted model, not a curated record. The transcript has 12 exons. Bases 49 to 1932 code for a protein of 627 amino acids.